Messenger RNA from Neopelma chrysocephalum (saffron-crested tyrant-manakin), 2917 nucleotides. It is a transcript of the gene ATP6V0A2, whose product is annotated as ATPase H+ transporting V0 subunit a2. Gene Ontology annotation, molecular function: proton-transporting ATPase activity, rotational mechanism; ATPase binding. Gene Ontology annotation, biological process: vacuolar acidification; proton transmembrane transport. Lineage: Eukaryota; Metazoa; Chordata; Aves; Passeriformes; Pipridae. Gene Ontology annotation, cellular component: vacuolar proton-transporting V-type ATPase, V0 domain; plasma membrane; vacuolar proton-transporting V-type ATPase complex. The transcript has 20 exons. The record is from RefSeq and is a predicted model, not a curated record. Bases 218 to 2695 code for a protein of 825 amino acids.
UUCCUGGAGCAGCAAUUCACCUUGGAGGAAACUACCUGCCUGACUAUUGGGUUGGGCAAUAAUUAACCUUCUUUCUGCAUUGUCUCAUCAUAAUUAUAUGAUGUUUGCUUGCUGACUGAGACUUUGGAAUUUCUUCCAAAUAUACAUCAGAAAUGUAGGUUGCAGAAUCUUUGCAGGGAAAGCUGGGAGAACUCAAAUUAACAGCUGAUUAGUAAAUAUGGUACAGAGGAGGAGGCAGAUCUGUAAGAAUGACAAUCUUAACCCAAAUGUAAGUGUAUUUCAGAGAAAAUAUGUGAACGAAGUGAAGAAAUGUGAAGAGAUGGAAAGAAUACUUGGGUAUUUAGUACAAGAAAUUAAAAAAGCAGGUAUUUCACUCCCUGAAGGAGAUGUUGCUCCUCCUGCUCCCUUGCUGAAGCACAUUUUAGAAAUCCAGGAACAGCUGCAGAAGCUGGAGACAGAAUUGAGGGAAGUAACUAAAAACAAAGAAAAACUGCGGAAAAACCUGCUUGAGCUGACAGAAUACAAGUACAUGUUGAAGGUCACACAGAGCAUUGUCAGGAGAACAUCUGAGUAUGAAUCUCAUUUACAUGCAAAUUAUGAAGAAUUUCCAUCUGUGGAAAAUGAGCCAUUAGUGGAUUACAACUGUAUGCACAGACUGAGUGCCAGGCUGGGAUUCAUAUCUGGGUUAGUUCACAGAGCAAAAAUUGAAGCAUUUGAAAAAACACUGUGGAGAGUGUGUAAAGGUUAUCCCUUCCUUACCUAUGCAGAGCUGGAUGAGGCUCUGGAAGAUCCAGAUACAGGUGAAACCACAAGGUGGGUUGCUUUCUUGGUGUCCUAUUGGGGUGAGCAACUUGGCCAAAAAGUAAAGAAGAUUUGUGAUUGCUAUCACUGCCAUGUGUAUCCCUACCCAAACAACACCGAGGAGCGCCGGGCAGUUGUCGAAGGACUAAACGUUCGUAUUCAGGAUCUUACUACUGUGCUGAAUAAAACCGAGGAAUACUUACACCAGGUGUUGUGUAAAGCGUCGGAAUCCAUCUAUACCUGGGUCAUCCAGGUGAAGAAGAUGAAAGCCAUUUACCAUGUACUCAACCUGUGCAGUUUUGAUGUCACAAAGAAGUGUUUAAUUGCUGAGGUUUGGUGUCCAGUGGCUGAUCUCCAGAGUUUGCGCCAGGCAUUGGAGGAAGGUUCAAGGAAGAGUGGAGCUACAAUUCCCUCAUGCAUGGAAACCAUCAGGACAACACAACCUCCUCCAACUUUGAUACGUACCAAUAAAUUCACCUCAGGGUUCCAGAACAUUGUUGAUGCUUAUGGAGUUGGAAGCUAUGGGGAAGUUAAUCCAGCUCUCUACACCAUCAUCACCUUCCCCUUCUUCUUUGCUGUUAUGUUUGGAGACUUUGGGCACGGGCUGCUCAUGUUCCUGUUUGCACUCCUGACAAUACUGUAUGAGAACCACCCCAGGUUAAAAAGAUCACAAGAUGAGAUAAUGAAAAUGUUAUUUGAAGGCCGAUACGUGAUUUUGUUGAUGGGUCUGUUUUCUAUAUACACUGGAUUGAUUUACAAUGACUGUUUUUCCAAGUCAAUAAAUAUAUUUGGGUCUGGAUGGAAUGUUUCAGCAAUGUUUGAGCAGAAGGUUUGGCGCCUCGAGGAUCUGAAAUCUAAUAAAUUUUUAGCACUGGAUCCAAAUGUUUCUGGUGUAUACAAUGGAGCUUAUCCCUUUGGAAUUGACCCGAUAUGGAACUUGGCAAGCAACCGCCUCACUUUUUUAAAUUCUUUCAAAAUGAAAAUGUCGGUGAUUUUUGGAGUGACUCACAUGACUUUUGGAGUUGUGUUGGGGCUGUUUAACCACUUGCAUUUCAAGAAAACUUAUAAUAUUUACUUGGUUUUUAUUCCUGAGCUGUUAUUCAUGAUGUGCAUCUUUGGCUACCUUGUGUUUAUGAUCUUCUUUAAAUGGUUGGCUUACUCUGCAGAGGACUCCACGUCUGCUCCCAGUAUUCUGAUUCAAUUUAUUAACAUGUUCCUGUUUCCUGGUGGUGGUGGUGAAACAAAGGGCCUCUACCCUGGCCAGGCUCCCCUGCAGAGGUUUUUACUUAGUGUUGCUUUUCUUUGUGUUCCUGUUAUGCUUCUUGGGAAACCACUGUAUUUAUAUUGGUUGCACAGCGGAGGCCGAGGCAUCAGAAUGUGCAGGAGUGGCUACAGACCAAUCCGAAAAGAAAGUGAAGAGGAACUUUCUCUCCUGUCAUGUCCUGAUGUGGAGGAAGGCAGCAGCCAUGCAGACAGCGGGCCCAGAGAAGGGGAUGCAGAGGAGCUGAAUUUUGCAGAUGUUUUUAUGAAUCAGGUGAUUCACACCAUCGAAUACUGUCUGGGAUGUAUUUCUAACACAGCCUCAUACCUGAGACUCUGGGCAUUAAGUCUUGCUCAUGCACAGUUAUCUGAAGUUCUGUGGCAGAUGGUGAUGAGGGUGGGGCUCCGUGUGGACACCACGUACGGUGUCUUGCUGCUGGUCCCUGUCCUGGCCUUCUUUGCUGUGCUGACAGUUUUUAUCCUGUUGAUCAUGGAGGGGCUUUCUGCUUUUCUCCAUGCCAUACGACUUCACUGGGUGGAAUUUCAGAACAAAUUCUACUCUGGUGCAGGAUACAAGUUUACGCCUUUCUCUUUUAAGCACAUUUCUUUACAUUUUAAUAAAGAUGAUGUAUGAUAGUUUGGCUGCUGUCAGCAGAAAUGUUUGGAAUUGUCUGCAAAUAACCGCGUGAUUGGAUCUUGCCUAUGAAUGGUUUCUUGUGGAAGAAAGUGGUUUUCACUGAUUGCCUUAUAACGCAGCCAAAUAAUACUGUAAAAUAUACCUCCCAUAGAAAGACAUCACAGAUCUGGAGCAUCUUGUAAAGUAUAUGGAUAUAAAAUGUACAUUUUUCUUGAUAAA